AUGGGGGUUAGCACCGUCUACUCAGACAAUCUUUUCCUCCAGCCGUUUCCACAGAUCAGCUGUUAGAUUUAUUUGAUUGUCUUGAUGUUUUAUUUUUUUUGUAUUUGUCGUGCUGAUUGCGGAAUGGCGAAUAAACACUUGAAAUGAAAUGAAAUGAAUGAAUCUUGAUAUGUAGGGGAAGCUGUAGAAGAUCUGAUUUAGAAAAAGUUGUAGAUGAAUUUCAUUAUGUUGAGGAAGCUGUUGAUCAUCUUGAAAAUUUAGGAGAAGUUGUAGAUGAUCUUUUCUUGUAGGGUAAGUUGUAGAUGAGCUUGAACAUUCAGGUUAAGUUGUAGAUGAUCUCGAUUAUGAAGGGAAGCUGUAGAUGAUCUUGAUUCUGUAGGAGAAGUUGUAGAUUAUCUCGAAAAUCUAGAAGAAGUUUUAGAUGAUCUUCUUCUUGUAGAAUAAGUUGUAUAUGAUCUUGUUUAUGUAGGGGUUUUCAGAAGAAGUUUCCUGUUGUGCGGAGUGAUAAGCAUCAUCCCGGCGUUGUUCUUCCCAAUGUGCGUCAACGCCAAAACCUACCUUUUGGCCUGUGUUUUGAGAAUUUUCCAAGGUUCCUUUCUGAAUAUUCUCAUAAGCCUACUAUGACUCUUCUCAAUUCUUUUUUCUUUCAUCACUUUUUAGGUUCAAGAAAAAAAAUGGUAGGACCGAAUACAGAAUCCCGCGCUUUUAAGUGGCUUUUUCGUGACCUAAAUUUCCUGAAAACUCGAAAAAUGCAUUUAUUGUCAUGUUACUAAAGUGAGCUCUUUAUCCAGGCUGCUCCCUGGCCAUUUUCAUUCCCUACGUCUGCAAACUUUCCGUUUUUCUACCUUUUGAUCAUCUGGCGAUCCCCGCUAUCGCCUUCGCCUACACGCAGGUGAGUCCUAACUCGUUUUCUGACUUGUCUGCGCUCUCUUUUCUCUCUUCCGCUAAGUUACGAAGCACUUGGAGAUAAAGAAAGACAAGUCAUGCAGUCAAAAAAGAAGAAAUUGAGAUAUCGGAAAUCUUCGCUCCACCGCUCUCGACCAUCCUCUCGAUGACGUCAUUCGGCUGGCACGCUCCUCAAUAUGCGGCCUGUAUCAUCAUCUUCAUUCUCUUCCUCCUCUUCGUUUUGAUUCAUUUCGAUGAAGAUUUCAAAUAUCGCGCUUCCUCGAUCGGAUUUUGUAAUGUGAGAAGAAAAAUAUGAUUUAUCGAUUCGUAAAAAAAAAACUUCAGGCCAUGUUCGAAUAUGAGAGAACCCGGUCGAGAACUUUCGACCUGCGCAUUCCCUAUUUGUCCAUUUAUCAGGUCUUUUUGAACUUUUUUUUUUGAGUUUGUAUAAAAAAAAAGACUGAAAACUGUUUUCCAGUACAAACUUUGACUUCAAUUUGAGGCUUGUGAUAAUUUGCAAAUCAACAUAAAGUGGAGUAUCGUUACAAUUAAUUUGUCGGAAGCAGGUCCAUUUUCCUACGUUUUUUCCAACUUUUCUUCGUUCUUUUUAGAUUCUCGAGUUUAUUUUCUUGCUUAAAAAAAAUUUUUGAAAGAAUUUGAAGGCACAUGGGUCUGUGAAAUUUCGAUAAAACUUGUCCAUACCUUUUGAAAAUUUUUCAAAAAUCAUUUCAGAAUUUGGUAUCAAGUGAUAUAUUCACGAACAAUUUGGUAGACUUCCCGAGAAUUCAAGGUUUUUUAAAGGCGCAUGGGCGCAUUUUCAAUAGGUCUUGAAGCGAAAAGUUCCUCUCCGUGGCAUUUAAGGUCACGGUUACGUUUUUAAAAUUCGAUCCAACAAGGAUUUAAGAAACCUUGAGAAAGAAGCUUAGAUUUAGGGUAGGAUAAUAAUACCUGACAUCAAUCAAAAGUAUUUUUUUUCAAAAAGGCUAGCGAAAAAUUUUUUUUUAAUUCUCGAACAAUGCUCGAUAUCAAAAAAGUCAAAAUUCGCUUCAGGAUUUCCGAAUCUGGGUUAUUUUUUUCUCCUCUUUCGCUUAUGGCUGUGCCCUCCAACUUUUCCUUCAGUUUGGCCCGACUUUUCUCCACAAGGUCUAACUCAAAAAUUAUUUCUUAAUUUGAAUAAAAAAAAAGCUUUUUCCAGGUUGUUGGGCACGAUGAGUUUUCCGCCAGCAUUAUCACAAUGUUCGCCCCGGUUUCAAAUAUCCUUGUUACAAUUGUAUCAUUGGUGAUGUAUUCGAGACUUGCGUGAGUUUGAUGAAAAUAUUAGCCACAAAAAAAAACUUCUUCAAAAAAAGUUUUAAAGGCGCAUAGGCCGGUUCUCUGUAAAAAAUUGAGGCGAAAAAUCAAUCUCAGAUACUUUUAAGGUCAUUUAUUGUUUUUAAAUCUUCGCAGCAUUGAUUUCGAACGAAAUAUUAGCCAAAAAAACGAGGUACAUUUUUGGAAAAAUUGAGGUAUUUUAAAGGCACAGAGGCUGGUUUUAAAAAUAUUUUAAGGCGAAAGGCCAUUUUCAUGGUUUUCAAAAGUGUGUGUAUUGAAUAAAGUAAUAGCUAAAGCAAAUAAGGGACGAAAAUUUCUGUAGAAAAUCCGAGCUUUCGAGGUUUUCUUAAAGGCGCAUGGACUUGUUUUCAAUAGGUCUGGAAGCGAAAAUUAAUUAUCAGUAGCAUUUAAGGUCAUUUUUGCGUUUUUCAAAAAUCCCCCUCGGCAAAGGUUUUGAAUGAAGAAAUAGUCAUAAAAGCAGCGACAAAUAUUUUGAGAGAAAAUAGAGAUUUAGAGGUCUUUUAAAGGCGCAUGGGCUAGUUUUUAUAAAGUCUUGGGGCGAAAAGUCAUUUUCAGUGGCAUUUAGGGUUACUGGAGUGUUUUAAAAAUCCAGCGAAAUUUUUGAGUAAACUAUAAAAAGAAGCUUGGAUUUGGGGGAUAUCAUAAUUUCUUAAUUCUCUUUUUUCUAACGCUUAUUUUCGAAUCGGCUCAUGUAACUCAAUAAAUUACUCUCUCAGGAACACGGAAACGAACAAAAUGCGUUUUUUCAACACGGUUGGAUUCGUAGUUUGCGGGGUUUUCCUCUUCGCGAUGGGCUGGUUCGACCCAAUCAAGCAUAACAUUCUUAUCACUGUGAGUUUUUUGUUUAAAAAUAUAGCUGGUGAGAAAAAGUUAUCAAUGAAAUGCGCUUAUUGGAAGCUUCGUGGUAAAUGGCAAAAAAAAAAUUAAAAUGAAAGAGCAUUUUAUCUGCACCCGACCUUCCGCGACUUUGUGAUGUGUCAGAGAAAAAGAAGCCGAGAUUGCUCGAAAAAAUCAAUAACUGAGUCUCUAAUAUUCUCACGAUAAUUAAAAUUAUUUUUCUCAUUAAUUUGUGAUUGAUUGGCUCAAGACAACCGGGAAUAAUGAAUAGCGAAACGCGCAAGUCGCGAAUGGUCGGGUGCCUUGAAAGAAGCUAUUCGGUAUGGAAGCCAGUUUAUAAUUUUGGACGAAGUUUCCUCCCUGAUUCUGAGCUCUAAACUUUUGGCCCAAUAGUUGCAAAAUGGUCGAUUCCUCCCUGACUUGAAAGAAGAUGGGCGAAGGUGACGCAUUGCGUGUGCGACGCGGCUUAUGGCGGGAAACUCGAGGUCGAAUAUGAUCAUAGAAAAAUUUAGAAGAAAAAUAUUUGUAUAUUCACCUGAGUCUAAAUAAAACGUUAUCAAAAAACUGUCAUGAAAUGAGAAAAAAUGAUGUUCCCGGCCAAAAAACCGCGCCGCGCACGCAACGCGUCACACUUGACAAUCAACCCAUCUUGCCAGUCAAGUCAGCAAAAAUGACUUUUCAAAAGGAAUUUUCUUGCCAGCUGAUGUUCGUGAUGUCGUCCUCGAUGUUGGGCUGUUCCUACGCCGGCCAUUUCCGGAUGAACCAAAUGCGCGCCGGUCAUCUGCACCUUUUCCUUCUGGUCAACCUCUUUUUCGUCCAGUGCGCCGCCAUGUUCACUUCGUCGCUGCUCAAUGUUCUCAUCGCUAAGAACACGGAUUAUGGUCGGUGAGAUUGUUGCUGAGGAUAUUACAGUCUGUGUGCAACGACUUGGAAUUUCCCCGAACGACAUUCCGCUGUUCCGCUGCGUGCGUUCGCGAAGCGUCUUUCGAAUCUAGGUCACGCUUUGAAUUGAUUGUUAUUGCUGUGGGAGCACAGGAAAGUAGAGCACUUUUAUAAAAGAAAAAGAAAUUCAAAGCGUGAGCAAGGUUCGCAAAGGCGCGCAGCGGCACAGCGGAAUGUCGUUUGGAAAAUUCCAAGUCGGGGUGCACAGGCUAUAGAAAGAUCCUCAAAAGUUCACAUAAGUUGGGUAUAUUUUCAAAGACAUAGGACAACUCGACGUUAAGAAAUAUAGUUAAUCGUUCAUCUUAUUUUCUAUAGCCUUUAGCGCAAGUAGCUUUUCGUCGAACGCGGCUAAAAGCUCUUGCGUCGCUUUUUGUUGCAUUUCUGCGGCCUUUUGAAGCCUCGGGUGGAUAUUGGCUGCUGAAAAAAGAGGCUCAAAAAAGGACGCAGAAAGGCAGCAAAAGGAACAUUUACAUGGAACUUUUUCCACCCUUUCCGACUUUGCCUAUGAACGAGAUCUUGAAAAAUCCCGAAUCCACACCUCCUCAUUAGAAUCUUCAGCCUCCUGGUCAGUACUGUUCAUCGUGCACGCAGUUCUGCUAAUUUUGGCCAACCUGGUCUUUUGCGUUUUCUGUUCGGCGGAACGCGCUCCAUGGGCAAAAGAAGGCUACGAAGACACUUCCAUUGA
Molecule: messenger RNA, 4681 nt
Organism: Caenorhabditis auriculariae
Lineage: Eukaryota; Metazoa; Nematoda; Chromadorea; Rhabditida; Rhabditidae
Source: the annotation of a GenBank genome assembly